GCUGCCCACCACCCACCCAGCCCCUCAGUGCCUGGCCUCAGGCAGGCUCCCCUCCCCGGGCAGCGGCCGCCAUGUUCUCAUGCCUGACAACCUAUGAGGGCCAGAGCUACUCGUCCCUGAAGCGAACCUGCCUGCGCAAGAAGGUGCUCUUUGAGGACCCCCACUUCCCGGCCACAGAUGACUCGCUCUAUUACGACAGCGCCCCCAGGCCCAGCGUCAAGUGGAAGAGACCCAAGGACAUCUGCGAGGACCCCCGCCUCUUUGUGGAUGGCAUCAGCUCCCACGACCUGCACCAGGGCCAGGUGGGCAACUGCUGGUUUGUGGCGGCCUGCUCAUCGCUCGCCUCCCGCGAGUCCCUGUGGCAGAAGGUCAUCCCAGACUGGAAGGAGCAGGAGUGGGACCCCGAGAAGCCUGAGGCCUACGCAGGCAUCUUCCACUUCCAGUUUUGGCGCUUCGGGGAGUGGAUAGAUGUGGUCAUCGAUGACCAGCUGCCCACGGUCAACAACCAGCUCAUCUACUGCCACUCCAACUCCCGCAAUGAGUUCUGGUGUGCUCUGGUGGAGAAGGCCUAUGCCAAGCUGGCGGGCUGCUACCAAGCUCUGGACGGAGGCAACACUGCGGACGCCCUGGUAGACUUCACAGGGGGCGUUUCUGAGCCCAUCGACCUGACCGAGGGGGACCUGGCCACUGACGAGGCCAAGAGGAACCAGCUCUUUGAGCGUGUGCUGAAGGUGCACAGCCGGGGGGGCCUCAUCAGUGCCUCCAUCAAGGCAGUGACAGCGGCUGACAUGGAGGCCCGCCUGGCCUGCGGCCUGGUGAAGGGCCACGCGUAUGCCAUCACCGACGUGCGCAAGGUUCGCCUGGGCCACGGCCUGCUGGCCUUCUUCAAGUCGGAGAAGCUGGACAUGAUCCGCCUGCGUAACCCGUGGGGCGAGAGGGAGUGGACCGGGCCCUGGAGUGACACCUCCGAGGAGUGGCAGAAAGUGAGCAAGAGCGAGCGGGAGAAGAUGGGUGUGACCGUGCAGGACGACGGCGAGUUCUGGAUGACCUUCGAGGACAUGUGCCGGUAUUUCACCGACAUCAUCAAGUGCCGCCUGAUCAACACGUCGUACCUGAGCAUCCACAAGACGUGGGAGGAGGUGCAGCUGCGGGGCGCCUGGACGCAGCACGAGGACCCUCAGCUGAACCGCAGCGGGGGCUGCAUCAACCACAAGGACACCUUCUUCCAGAACCCACAGUACGUCUUUGACGUCAAGAAGCCCGAGGAUGAGGUGCUGAUCUGCAUCCAGCAGCAGCCGAAGCGGUCCACCCGCCGGGAGGGCAAGGGCGAGAACCUGGCCAUCGGCUUCGACAUCUACAAGGUGGAGGAGAAUCGCCAGUACCGGAUGCACAGCCUGCAGCACAAGGCCGCCAGCUCCAUCUACAUCAACUCGCGCAGCGUCUUCCUGCGCACUGACCAGCCCGAGGGCCACUACGUCAUCAUUCCCACCACCUUCGACCCUGGCCACACGGGCGAGUUCCUGCUCCGGGUCUUCACUGAUGUGCCCGCCAACUGCCGGGAGCUGUGCCUGGACGCCCCGCCCCACUCCUGCUGGAGCUCCCUGUGCGGCUACCCCCAGCUGGUGACCCAGGUGCACGUCCUGGGGGCUGCUGGCCUGAAGAACUCCCCGACAGGGGCGAACUCUUAUGUAAUCAUCAAAUGCGAGGGGGCCAAGGUCCAAUCGGCUGUGCAGAAAGGCACCUCGACGCCCGAGUAUGACGUGAAGGGUGUCUUCUACCGCAAGAAGCCGGGCCAGCCCGUCACCGUCCAGAUCUGGAAUCACCGAGCCCUGAAGGAUGAGUUUCUGGGCCAGGUGCACCUGAAGGCCGACCCCGAAGACCUGCAGGCCUUGCACACCCUCCACCUCCGAGACCGCAGCAGCCACCAGCCCAGUGACCUGCCUGGCACCAUUGCGGUGCGUGUGCUCAGCAGUGCCUCGCUCACGGCCAUCUGAGAACCGCCGCUGCCCGCCCACCUGCUGCAUGUCCCCCGAGGCUAGUGACUAGCCGGGGCGCCCAGGCCCUGGCUCCCCCUUUGACUUACCGUGUGAUGUGGGGAGGGCCCUGCCUUCCUCCCUCCCUCCCGCGGGAUUCAUGGAGGGCCUUCCGGCCUGAGAUUUAAAUGGUCCUCACCACCCCCAACCGGCCCCUCUGCUAAGGGGCUGCAUCCAUGGAGAGCAUCUUCCCGUGCCCUGCUGUCUGCCGACAGAGUGCCAAGACGUCACUUGUUUACACACAAACUGCCACGUCCCCGAGCCCCACUCUGGCCCCUGGUGCCUGGGCCUACCCCGGUCUCCCACCUCCACUGUUUUCUAGCCUCUUGGAAAGGGCUCUUGGCAGUGGCUGGGUGGCUGCUGCCACCCCCACACCCCACCCCCCCUGCUGGGAUUCGCGUGAGGGUGAUGUCGUUUUCAUGCUCUGAACCUCCGUGCCCAACCGCCCACUGAUUCAGUCCACAGAGCUUUGCCAAAGGAAUAAAUGAUGCCAUGAGGAAGCCCCAACGUGGUGCUGGCUCCCAGCCUCGGGUGACACCCCCACACACACUAGAGGUGGUGGCAGUGGAGUGAGGACCGAUGCCCGAGAGACACGUGGUUUCCUGGGGAGGGGCCAGGACCAUGGAGGAUGGGGGGGACCCAAGGCGGGACGUGCUCCCAUGGUCCCGUGUGCUGAGACCCAGGCUUUUCUUGGGCAAGGGGACUCUCAGGUGGGUGUUCUCAGGCCAUCCAGGAUCACGUGACUGUAGACCCCUCAGCCAACAUUCCCCCUACACCCAGCCACAGAGGCUGUAAUGUCCCUCGCCACCCCCACCCCCCGUCCCCGCUGCCUGAACCAAAGGGUUCCUUUCGGUUCUGAACAUUUUCUAUCCUGUCCAUUUAAAAAAUCUCAAUUUCAGCCAGGGGUUUUUCAGGGAAAACUAAAAGCCUGAACCCUUUUCCUGUCCUUGAAUUCCCACCUUCUGGCCCUCUGGUUGCAGGGAGGGGCCGGGGGCAGUCCUGCCCUCAGAGCAGGUCUGGCGAUGGCCCGAGGAGGUGUGUUCUGGGGACUUGUGUACUUGGCCAGCAGCUCCUGGUGUUUCCUCGCUGACAGGGGAGCCCUGCGUGGCCUCGGCCCAUGGCAGGUACAGCCAAUGAGAAAGUCCACUGGCUCCCAGCACGCCCUCUUGUGGUCUUGCCCAGCAAGUCCUUUGGGGACUCAUGUUUUUCACCCCUGGGUCUCGUGGGAGGUCCAGCAUGCUGCCUGGACAGGCUGGUUACUCUGACUGGGUCUCCUCACUCCGUGGUCAGCUCUGGGCCUCGCCAGGGGCCAGGAACUAAAAGCCAAGAGGCAGAUUCCUUCUUGAGACCCAGGGCUUCACCCAGAACCAGAGCUCAAAGCCAGCCCUCUGAGCGUGACCUCCUGUGCCUCAGUUUCCCCCUUCUGCAAAGUGGGGCCAAGGAUUCUUGCUUAUCAAGCACUCUUACAAGUGGCAAAACACUACCCCUCUCUCUGUGUAUCUCCGUGCGUGCACAUGCUGUACAUGCAUCUAGGAACGCUCCGUUGCUCACUGUUUGACACGAGGGCUCUGCAGAGAGGACAGGGCAUGGGGGAGUGAGGCCAAUGAAAGCAGCCCGGGGCCUUUGGGGAUGGAGCUGGGGUCUUGGUGAGCUGGGGCCACUAGGACCAAUUGGCAGAGCUGUGUGGGCUUCCACCUAAUGGCUGGGCCCUGUCCGCUCCCCAGUCAGUUCUGCAGCCUUGCCCUUGCUUCCUGCCCCCUGAUGACCAGGCUGGAACUGGAGGGUGGCCGGGGAGCACCACUGCUAUUUGCCUGAUAUACCUGUACCCUCCAGCUCAUGGGACCAACAGUCCCCACUCCACCUUGUUCUGUUCUCAGAAUAAAUGUUACCGCAACCAUA
Messenger RNA from Echinops telfairi (small Madagascar hedgehog), 3932 nucleotides. It is a transcript of the gene CAPN5, whose product is annotated as calpain 5. Gene Ontology annotation, molecular function: calcium-dependent cysteine-type endopeptidase activity. Gene Ontology annotation, biological process: proteolysis. The record is from RefSeq and is a predicted model, not a curated record. The transcript has 12 exons. Gene Ontology annotation, cellular component: cytoplasm. The coding region runs from base 72 to 1994 and encodes 640 amino acids. NCBI's taxonomy places the organism in Eukaryota, Metazoa, Chordata, Mammalia, Afrosoricida, Tenrecidae.